UACACAGCGGUCGGAAGAAGGAACAUUCAGCUGUAAGCGCUGCGGCUCGAAGCACAAACCACGACAGGGUCCGGCAUUUGUGUUAAUGGUUGAUCUCUCAGACUGGAGAAGAUGAGUGAUUUGAAAGAGGAGGAAGAGGACAAAUCUUCAGUCUCCAGCUGUCAGUCUCUGAAGAGUGACCGGUCCAUGAGUCCACUUCCAGACUUCAGUAAUGAACCUGGACCCUCAGACAGGAAACGGAGAGCAGAUUCUCCAGUCCCCAGUGACUGGUCUAUGGAUAAACCUCCAGACUUCAGUAAGGAACCUGGACCCUCAGACAGGAAACUGGAGCGCUGCAGUUUGUCAGAGAUCAGCUGUGCUGCUCUGAUCUCAGCUCUGAAGUCCAACCCCUCCCAUCUGACAGAUCUGGACCUGAGUUACAACAAACUGCAGGAUUCAGGAGUGAAGCUGCUGAGUGAUCUUCUGGAGAGUCCAGACUGCAGACUGGAGACUCUCAGACUGAGUGGCUGCAGGUUGUCAGAGAACAACUGUGCUGCUCUGAUCUCAGCUCUGAAGUCCAACCCCUCCCAUCUGAGAGUUCUGGACCUGAGUUACAACGAUCUGAAGGAUUCAGGAGUGAAGCUGCUGAGUGAUUUUCUGGAGAGUCCAGACUGCAGACUGGAGACUCUCAGACUGAGGUGCUGCAGUUUGUCAAAGAUCAGCUGUGCUGCUCUGAUCUCAGCUCUGAAGUCCAACCCCUCCCAUCUGAGAGAUCUGGACCUGAGUCACAACAAACUGAAGGAUUCAGUAGUGAAGCUGCUGAGUGAUCUUCUGGAGAGUCCAGACUGCAGACUGGAGAAUCUCGGACUGAGGUGCUGCAGUCUGUCAGAGAUCAGCUGUGCUGCUCUGAUCUCAGCUCUGAAGUCCAACCCCUCCCAUCUGAGAGAUCUGGACCUGAGUUUCAACAUCAACCUGAAGGAUUCAGGAGUGAAGCUGCUGAGAGAUCUUCUGCAGAGUCCAGACUGCAGACUGAAGACUCUCAGACUGAGGUGCUGCAGUCUGUCAGAGAUCAGCUGGGCUGCUCUGGCAUCAGCUCUGAAGUCCAACCCCUCCCAUCUGAGAGAUCUGGACCUGAGUUACAACGAUCUGAAGGAUUCAGGACUCUGA
Molecule: messenger RNA, 1146 nt
Organism: Gymnodraco acuticeps
Lineage: Eukaryota; Metazoa; Chordata; Actinopteri; Perciformes; Bathydraconidae
Product: NACHT, LRR and PYD domains-containing protein 12-like
Exons: 9
Coding region: 112-1146 (344 amino acids)
Molecular function (GO): protein binding
Source: RefSeq, a predicted model, not a curated record